This is a messenger RNA of Protobothrops mucrosquamatus (brown spotted pit viper), 507 nucleotides long. It is a transcript of the gene S100A1, whose product is annotated as S100 calcium binding protein A1. Gene Ontology annotation, molecular function: calcium ion binding. Bases 27 to 311 code for a protein of 94 amino acids. NCBI's taxonomy places the organism in Eukaryota, Metazoa, Chordata, Lepidosauria, Squamata, Viperidae. The record is from RefSeq and is a predicted model, not a curated record. The transcript is spliced from 3 exons.
ACCGCAAGGGAGAUUUUUGUGCCAGGAUGUCGUCGCAGUUGGAGACGGCCGUGGAUAGUCUCAUCUCCGUCUUCCACAGCUACUCCGGCAAGGAAGGGGAUAAGUACAAGCUGAACAAAAAGGAACUGAAGGAUUUGCUGCAGAAUGAGCUGGGCGGUCUCUUGGAGACCCAGAGAGACCCGGAGGUGGUGGACAAGAUCAUGCAGGACCUGGAUGAGAACGGCGAUGGCGAGGUGGACUUCCAGGAGUUUGUGAUCCUGGUGGCUGCCUUAACCGUGGCCUGCAACCCUUUCUUUUCGGAGGGCACCUAAGCUGCGGUCGUGGGAACGCAAAGCUUGGGAGUCGGGGGGAGGGUCCAGCCCCCCCAGCGGCUGUUUGCUGCCCCUUUGCAAGGCCUUUUCCCUUCUUGCGGCUUCUCUGCCCAGCUGGGGCGCCAGGGGAGCACCCCCCAAAGUGCCGUGUAGCCACCUGCUGAGACAGCGCUGCUUAUUAAAGCCGUUGAGUGAA